Achroia grisella is the source of this 1482-nucleotide messenger RNA. RefSeq lists its product as uncharacterized. Gene Ontology annotation, cellular component: cytoplasm. The record is from RefSeq and is a predicted model, not a curated record. NCBI's taxonomy places the organism in Eukaryota, Metazoa, Arthropoda, Insecta, Lepidoptera, Pyralidae. Bases 205 to 1230 code for a protein of 341 amino acids. Gene Ontology annotation, biological process: protein transport. The transcript has a single exon.
GAGUGUAGCUAUUCUUUAUCAUCGAUUUGUGAAUGUGAGAUAAGACGUGACGUUUCGUGUGUUUGUGUGGUUACUAUAUUGUGAAAUAGGAUAAGCCGAUAAAUAACACAAUUACAAAUAGUCGUUGCCGUCUGAUAAAGUACUAUUAUCACGCCGGUAACCGUUAUAGAAGGAAAUAGUGUUGAAAAAAUUAUAAUAUUCAAAAUGGGAAUACAUUGCGAAAUCAAUUUACAUAAACGAUCUGAUGGUGUCUUCGUCCCUGGAAGUGUAGUGUCAGGUACUAUAAAGUAUGGAAUUGAUGCUGAAACAGAGUUUGAAAGGAUAACCGUAUCCUUAAAAGGCCACGGAUUUGUGAUAAUACGUGAUCAGCAAGCCAAGAACAGAGGUCGAGCUGUGGACACUUACAGAAAAAGUGAGGAUUAUGUAGAUAUUGAUAAUGUCGUAUACACAAAUGAGGAUAAAGAUGCUGCAUUACCUAUAGGUAUGUAUGAGACGCAAUUUAGCUUCAGAUUGCCGGAAGAAAUACCAUCCUCCUUGAAAUAUUGUAAUCGAACAGCCAGAUAUAGUGUGCGGUGUAAAAUUGAAUAUUACGUACGGAUCAAGUUUGAAAGACAGGGCAUGUUUAACUUCAAUAAGAGAUUCAAAAAAGAAAUAACAGUAGCAUCAGGUAUUAAACCCAGAUUACCAACAACGCCGGUCAUACACGGAAAGCAAAAGAAAAUUUUCCAGAUGUUCUCCAAAAGCAACACAGUCAACAUAAAAGCGAAUAUACAAAAUUCCGUGAUACCAAUAGGUGGUAAGAUUGAAUUCACUUACGAAAUUUGCAACAAUACUAAGCAUACAAUUAAAGGAGUAGAAACUAAAUUGAUUGAAAUACAUGGUUUUACGACUGGAAAGGUAAGGGAAGUAGAAAUUACCAGAGAUAUAGAUGGCACAGAUACCAAAACAGGAUCUUUAGCAAGCGGAGAGACUAUGAACUUGGAUGGCUUGAUUAAUGUACCUUCAGAAAGAACAUCGCUUGAAUUUUCCAAUGUUGUAGCUAGGGAAUAUUUCCUACAGAUAAAAGCUAUUAUACCAUUUCCACAUUUUAAUGCGGUAUUAAAAGUUCCAGUUCAGAUUGGUGAUAUAAUUGGCGGUGAUCAACAAAGCUUAGAGUGUGAUGAACCACCUCCAUCAUAUUGGGAAGUUAUGGGAGACGAAAAAGAGAAAGGUGAUGAUGAUUUUGACUAAUUUGGACUACAAUAAAAACUGAAUAAAACUAUUAUUAAGUUUAUAAAUAGUAUUUAAGAAGAAUCUGGAUUAUAUUUCUUACAUUACAACUUGUUAAUUUAUAACAGAAUAAUAUUAAAAGAAGCCUUGUGUGUUAAUUCAGCGUUAAGAAAAUUGGUCAAUUACUCUUACGAACAUAUAUGUAUGUUUUCUUUUUAAAAGGUUCCACGGUAUUUUACGGUAUUGCAAACGAUUUUAUUAGAAAUUCCACAG